Messenger RNA from Cheilinus undulatus (humphead wrasse), 10787 nucleotides. It is a transcript of the gene abca5, whose product is annotated as ATP-binding cassette, sub-family A (ABC1), member 5. Gene Ontology annotation, cellular component: intracellular membrane-bounded organelle; membrane. The transcript has 38 exons. Lineage: Eukaryota; Metazoa; Chordata; Actinopteri; Labriformes; Labridae. The record is from RefSeq and is a predicted model, not a curated record. Gene Ontology annotation, biological process: lipid transport; transmembrane transport. Gene Ontology annotation, molecular function: lipid carrier activity; ATP hydrolysis activity; ABC-type transporter activity. Bases 230 to 5287 code for a protein of 1685 amino acids.
AAAGGAUAGUGGCGGUGUUGCUAUGGCUUGCUAGCUUGUUUCCUCUGCGCGUUCACAGGUGUUGCCAUACAGCGCGUUAGCUAAAGACAAACUAACGUCUCAGUUUUAGCUGUUAUUUCUGAGAUUAGGUUUCUCUGUAGGCAUUUUCCAGUCACAGCUAGAAGAAAAGGCGACGUCUGCGGAAUUUUAAAGCACAAUUUUGACAGCAUCCUGAUAGCCUGUGUCUUCCAUGCCAACAACCAACACAGCGGCAGCUGAGGCCAGCAUUACGGAGACAAAUCGUCCAAACGUCAUCCACAUGAGGCAUGCUGGAAGCAUGCGGUCCACCCAUAGAAGAGAUGCUGGAGUGUGGCAUCAAACAAGGAGUCUUCUCUACAAGAAUCUGCUCAUCAAAUGGAGGACCAAGCAGCAGAGUCUUCAGGAACUGAUCCUGCCUCUUAUGCUGCUGGGUCUUCUCAUACUCAUCAAUGACCUAAAUCCUCAUGUUUCUUAUGGAGGCAUCAGCACCAUGGAGCUGGAGCAGGAGAACCACUUCUUCAAAGGCCUGGGCUACACGCCGAUCACCAACAUCACCAACCACAUCAUGGAGGAGGUGGCCCAGGAAAUGCUCAUGCAGGACCGUCUGGAGAUGUUUGCCAGUGAAGAGGACCUGGAGAACGCCAGCCUUUAUGAGCCAUCCAGCUAUGUUGGCGUCGUGUUUACAGACAGCUCUGCCAUGUCUUACAGACUACGGUUUCCAUACAACCAGCUCCCUCUUCCCAGCGAUUACACAGAAACUAUUGCCAACUGUUUUACCAGCUCAGUGAACUGCAGAGCAGCUAAUUACUGGUACUCCGGCUUCAUCCGCCUCCAGUCUUUGAUCGAUGCUGCCAUCAUUCAGAUGCAGACAAAGCGUUCAGUUCGGAGUGAGAUGGACGUGAAGGUGGUGAUGAUGGGUCAGCCCGGCUUUGUGGAGGUGCAGAAGUUCCCCCACGCCCUCAUCUCCAUCUACCUGGUCCUGGCCUUCACACCUUUUGUCACCUUCCUCAUCGUCAACGUGGCGGCUGAGAAGGAGCAUCGGCUCAAAGAUACCAUGACUAUGAUGGGGCUUUAUGACACUGCUUUUUGGUUGUCAUGGGGCCUCCUGUACGCUGCUCUGGUGACCACCAUGUCCAUCCUGAUGGCUAUUAUUGCUACAUUCACCGCCCUGUUUCCUAACAGUGACUUCUUUGUGAUUUUCUUCCUUAUUUUUCUCUACGGAAUAUCAUCGAUCUUUUUCUCCUUCAUGCUGACUCCGUUAUUUAAGAAGCCAAAGUUUGCCAGCACAGUGGGCUCCAUGCUGACGGUGGUGUUUGGCUGCUUGUCCCUGUUCACUGUGCUGAUGAAGGACUUUCCACAGCCAUUAGUCUGGCUUCUCUGCCUGCUUUCCCCAAGCGCCUUCUCCAUCGGGAUUGCACAGGUGGUUUACCUGGAGGCCCAGAGAGAUGGUGCUGUGUUUUCCUCCCUGGCAAACGGCCCUCAUCCUCUUUACGUGCCCCUGCUCAUGCUGGUUCUAGACUGCAUUCUCUACCUUCUUUUGGCCAUUUACCUGGACCAGGUACUACCUGGUGAGUAUGGAAUGAGGAGGUCCUUGUUGUACUUCCUGAAGCCGUCCUAUUGGUCCAAACGCAGGAAGCGCUAUGUUGAAGUGAGCUCGGUGUACGACGCAGAGGUGAAAGGUGCUUCAAGUGGGGAUGAAUGCAUCGAGCCGGUUUCUCCAGAGUUCAGAGGGAAAGAAGCCAUCCGCAUUAAUAACAUCCACAAAGUGUACAAAGAGAAAGACAAUGUGGUGGAGGCUCUGAGAGGUUUGACAUUUGACAUCUACGAAGGCCAGAUCACGGCCCUGCUCGGACACAGCGGGGCGGGAAAGUCCACUCUCAUGAACAUCCUGUGUGGCAUCUGCCCCCCCACCAAUGGCUCGGCCACCAUCUACGGCUCUCCUGUGGCAGAGAUCGCCGACACGUCAGAGAUGAAGCAGCUGGUGGGAAUUUGCCCGCAGUUCAACAUCAUCUUUGAUGUGCUCACAGUGGAGGAGCACCUGAGGAUCUUUGCAGCCAUCAAAGGGAUCCCACCAGCGGACAUUGAUGCUGAGGUAACCAAAGUCCUGAAGGAUCUGGACCUGGAGAAGAUCAUGACAGCUCAGGCUAAGAAUCUGAGUGGAGGACAGAAGAGGAAACUGUCAGUGGGCAUCGCCAUUCUCGGAGAUCCUAAGAUCCUGCUCCUGGAUGAGCCCACAGCUGGGAUGGACCCCUGCUCUAGACACCAGGUCUGGUCUUUGCUGAAGAGCCGGAGAGCCGGACGAGUCACGGUCCUCAGCACCCACUACAUGGACGAGGCUGACAUUCUCGCUGAUCGAAAAGCUGUGAUCUCUCAAGGACAGCUGAAAUGUGUCGGCUCUUCUCUGUAUCUCAAGAUCAAGUGUGGUGUUGGAUACCAUUUGAGGAUGUCUAUCAGUGAGAGAUGUGAAACAGAUAAGAUCACAUCAUUGGUGAAGCACCAUGUUCCUAAGGCGAAGCUGUCCCGGCAACAUGAGGCCGAGCUGACGUUCACUCUGCCUUUUGAGAGCAUGGACACAUUCCCAGGCUUGUUCUCUGAGCUCGACUGUCAGCCUGGUCUUGGAAUUACCAACUAUGGAGUUUCUAUGACAACACUGGAGGAUGUUUUUCUACGCUUGGAGGCCGAGGCUGAGGUGGAUCAAGCUGACUACAGCGUGUUUAAUCGGGAGCAGGUGGAGGAUGAAUCUGACAACACCUCUCUGGAUGAUAUGGACCAGCGGCUGCUGACUUUCUCCGACAGCAAGUCGGACGUUGUGUCGGGUCAUGCUCUGUGGCGGCAGCAGUUCAGCACCGUGGCCUGGCUGCACAUGCUCAACAUGAGACGGGAGAGGAAGGCUUUCAUUUACACCCUGGCCUUGUUCAUGGUGUUUGUUGCUGCAGUCCUCGUCUUAUCUCUGGUCACAGGAAACAUCCAGAUUAACUCACCAGACCGCCAGUUUCUGCCCAUUUACCUCCUCAAAAGGAACCAGGCACCUCAUAGAUACACCACGAGUCUUCUGGUUCAGAACUCCUCAGGCUCUGACAUUUCUGACUUCAUCCACAACCUGGAGACUCAGAAUAUCCAGGUGGAGAUGAUGAAACACAGCGACUACAUGGCCGCAGCUCCACACAGCGCUGCCUUCAACGUCACAGGAUCCAGCAAGGGUUUCAGAUACAGUGUUGCGUUCAACAGCACCACGGUUCACUCUUUGCCCAUGGCUGUCAACAUACUGAGCAACACUCUCCUCAGAGGUCUAAAUGGUACUGGACAGAUCCGAACCUGGACCAAACCCUUUGAUUAUAAAAUCUCAGAUUCUACCUCCUACGCUCUGGUGUACAUAGAGGCCAUCAUACUGGGGAUGCUGGCUGCUGGGAUGCCGGCAUAUUUUGCAAUGGACCACACCCGAGAUAGAGAGAUCAAGUGUCGCUCCACCCUGCGUAUCUCUGGUCUGGUACCCUCAGCCUACUGGUGUGGACAGGCAGCUGUGGACAUCCCCUUCUACUACCUCAUCCUCUCCAGCAUGACCGUUAUUCUCUUCUCCUUCCACACCGGAAACCUGCUCACAUCCAGCAACCUCACAGCUGUGGUCCUGUGCAUCGUUGGCUUUGGUCCAGCCAUGAUCCUCUUUACUUACAUGUUUUCUUUUGGCUUCGCCCGAGUCCAGAGCAACAGAGAUUUCUUCUCUGUCAUCUCUAUGAUGGUUUGUGUCGUCUCAGCAUGUUUGGUUCAGUUGUCAGCCCAGCUGUUCGACAGUCCAGAACUGUCGAGAAACCUGCAUAACAUUUUGUGUUUCUUCAACCCUCUGUACCCUCUCAUGGGCUGCCUCAACUGCAUCACCAAGGCGACCUUCCUCCCCUCUCAGUAUGAAGAAAACUCCUUAUGGAAAAACCUGCUGAUUGCAGUGGUUGCUCCCUACCUUCAGUGCAUCUUGCUGCUGUUCCUGCUUCGGAGACUGGAGAUCAGUUAUGGAGGGAGGACGAUGAAAGAUGAUCAGUUCUGCAGAAUCUCAUCCAAGUCGAAGCCCAAAGUAGAGAGAAAUCCUGAAGAAGGGCUGAAUGAGGAUGAGGAUGUUCAGAUGGAGAAGGCUAGAGUGAAGGAGGCGCUCACCUGCCAGUCCUGUGAAGAGAAACCCGCGGUGGUUGUGAGUAACCUGAGGAAGCAGCACAAGGGUAAAAGAGAGGGCUUUUCCCUGAAUAAGACGAGGAAAGUGGCCACGAAGAACAUCUCUUUCUGUGUUCGCAAAGGGGAAGUUCUUGGGCUGUUAGGCCCCAACGGAGCAGGGAAGAGCACCGUGAUGCACAUGCUGGCAGGUGACACGGACCCCACUGCAGGCCAGGUGCUAAUGGGGGACUACAGCACAGAGUUCCGUCCUGUAGAGAAUCCUCUGGAACAUGUGGGCUACUGUCCACAGGUGAACCCUCUGUGGCCGAGGAUCACUCUGCAAGAACACCUGGAGAUCUACGCUGCCAUCAAGGGCCUGAAAGGACAGGAUGUACCAGGGAUCAUCAAACGUGUGGUGAACGCUCUGGAGCUUAAAGACCAUCUAAACAAGCAAACAAAGACCCUGUCAGCAGGACUGAAGAGGAAGUUGUGCUUUGCGUUGAGUAUGAUUGGGAAUCCUCAGAUCGUUUUACUGGAUGAGCCGUCAUCAGGGAUGGACCCAAAGUCUAAACAGCGCAUGUGGAGAGCCAUUCGAGCCGCUUUCAAGAAUCGCCAGCGGGGAGCCAUCCUCACCACACACUAUAUGGAGGAGGCCGAGGCAGUGUGUGACCGUGUAGCCAUCAUGGUGUCCGGCCAGCUGAGAUGCAUCGGCUCCAUCCAGCAUUUAAAAGGAAAAUACGGUCAAGGCUACAGCUUAGAGAUAAAACUCAGAGAGGAGCUGACGGGGCUCCAGCAGGUGGCGCUGUUGCACAAAGAAAUCCUGCAAAUCUUUCCUCAUGCUGCCCGGCAGGAGAGCUUUGCUACUCUGAUGGUUUAUAAAAUCCCCAUGGAAGACGUCAAAUCACUGGCCAGGUCUUUUUCUCAGCUAGAGAGUGCCAAGCAAACCUUCAACUUUGAAGAGUACAACUUCUCCCAGUCCACCUUAGAGCAGGUGUUCAUGGAGUUUGCCAAGGAGCAGGAGAACGAGGAGGACGAAGUCGGCUCCCUCAGCACGACUUUCCAGUGGCAGCGUCUGCAGCAGGACGGGCCCGUCUCAGUCAACCACACGGACAGCAUCGUGCACCAGCUUUAAACUCGGGCUGAGACAUUUGCAGGCUGGUGACUGACCAGCGCUGAACCGAUCCCGACUGCCAGGCUUCACCCUGAGGGUUCACGCCAGCACUCGCACACCACACACCACCAGACGCCCACUGCCCUUAAACGGGACAGACCUGGGUGAAGACUCACCCACACUGGAGCUGAGUGUGCAUUCAGGCUCAGGGCUGUUAGGGCCCGUCUUUCUGGCUCUGAGGUGUGCAUGUGUGUAACCCUUGACCACUGGUGCUCCGUGUUUUCUGAAUCGCACUAACCGAGGGGCCUGGAGUCUUUCUCGACACACCGAUGCGACACUACUCCUCUUUCUUAUGGUGUUUUUUAUCUUCACAGGGAGUCAGUCAAAGGAAAACAUAUACUAUAUAUGAAUAAUCUAUUUAUGCUUUAUAAUCUUUCCAUCCGUUCUCCUCUGAAGGAGACGAUACAGUCGGUGUGUUUGCUCGUCUCUUCUCGUUGUGUUUGUGAAAAUCUUUUUAUAGCACUACCAGAACUGGGCUCCAUCCACGAUUGUACCAAAGCAGCACAUCUUUGAAGCACACACCACCACACCUCCUCACACGUCCAAGCAGACAAGUACCUUUUGUUUUUAUGUGUUGGUAGCACAUGCAAAAACAGUUUGCAUAAUAGUUCUUAAAAGGAAAAGGGGCGGAGAAAAGAGGAAACGUCCUGAAUGCCUGUUUGGUCAACUCAGUCCUUAAACCUUCUGCGCCCCGUCUGAACCCAGGUGAUAGACCCGAGUCUCUGUUCCUCAUUUAACACCAGCAUGCACAUCUGAACAUCCAGAGCCUCAUUUGUACAUCACAUUACAUUCUCCAGGACUGAGUGUUUCAUGUGGAAGCCCCUCUCUGCCACAACAAAACAGGAAGGAGAAAUGUGAAAGCUAAGCAUUUAUGAAAAAAAUCAGAGCUUUAAGACAAAAAGUCAGAAUUAUCAUCUUCUAACUGUGUCUUUUUAAUUCCAUAAGUUUACUUUUAUCUUAUUGUUAGACGUUACCAUUAUAAUUUAGACAUUUCUUGGAAUUUUUAGUCCAUAUUUUCUUUUUCCAGUGGGCUCCCAUACUUUCAGCAUGCACGCUCAUGAUGAGGUUGACUUUUUGAGGAUGUGGCAGUCAGACGGAUGUUGGGAUGAGGGUUCGACACCCCGUGGCCUUCCUCUGCAGGUUUAGCUUUGAACUAGAGCCCAUAGAAUGGGAAUAUAGAAUAGAAUAUGCACACCAGUACAUGUAGCACACUGCCCUUGUCAGAUAAAAGCCAGGGCAGAUAACCUCAAUGGUGAGAUGUGACACUUGAGGGUGUGAUCCGAUCCAUACAGGGCUUGUUGAGAGCUCUUGGGACUUCUUUCAUCUGGGAUUUCGAGGAUUUUUGUGAUAUUUUGAAUGUACAUUUGGCCUCCGGUAAGAGGAGGGUUUGUAACACAGCGGUGACUGCUCUCCUGACGUCACUCUGUUUCACUUUGGUGCCACUUUGACUCACACAGCUGUGUUCGUUAACUCUAUCUAGCCUGUUUUGUGAGUGUGCGUGUUAAUUGUGUUGUAUAUAUUUUGUGUAGCUGUGGCUACUUCUGCAUAAUCUAAUAUUCGUACAUGCAGGUGCGUUGUUGGUGCAAUACCUAUCAGCAAACCGAUAAAUUGUAAUUUUCUUCUUGACAUUCAGGGUAGAGGACGAUGGUUAAAGGGAAUUUAAGAUUUAUGUGGAACAGACUUGAGAAAUAUUUGGUUUGUUGGAGUGAGUUUAUUUUAUUACUGAUCAUUAGGGAUGCCCUGAUAAUUGUUUUGUUACCACUACACAUCUGUGAUCUAAUUUGUGACAAGAAUGAUUCCAUAAUUCCAGUCUAUGAAAUGCACAUUUUUGGUUAAAGUUUUGAAUCAAUCAGGGCAUCUCUACUGAUCCUGAUCAGAGGUGGGAGAGUUUUAUUUACCUAUACGUGCUAACAGAGCAGCUUCUCAUCCUUUACUUGACAGUAUGACAGGGCUUACUUUAACAAAGGGCGGCUAAUGAAACACAAACUACAACCGAGCACAGCAGCAACACAAACUCUGGCCUGAAAAGCCUGUAGAGAACGUGUUUGUUCUCUGGUCGAGUAGCGGGAAGGUGGCGUUUGUCCCUGUUUGUAGGUUAGAACACUACAUUGUGAAGUUUUUUUGGCGUCUGUCUACUGAAGCUUUUUAAAGAGGUUUUUGAUAUGAAUUAUAGAUGCUUAUUGGAAAUAAAUGACCCAAUAUGAAUUCUGGGCUUUGUAGUUGUUGGUUUUACACGUUCAUGUCUUUGCUAAACUAGCAGCUGUUUAUCUGUUGUUGAUUUUAUCUACCAUUUUCACCCACUUGGUCAUCAUGAAAUGAGCAGGAGCUGACUUAGGCUGGCCACACACCAGAGGUUUUUCAAACCUGGACUGAUUUCAAAAAUGUGGGCAACUGUAGAUCUGAGGUCAGCGCCGUCCAAUCUGCCGUGUAAUCCUAACUACGUAGAGAGUGACCCGUGUUCUAACAUGCUUACACAGCACCGGCGACUACACCUGACAGAACAGCAAUUAAACCGUGAUUUCUCAGUGAAUGAUUCGUGUGCCACAUCUCCUGUCCUACCGUAUUUAAUAUGAGCACGGAGUAGUGCUUUAAAGAGAGCUGGCUUUGAUUGUGGAUCGUAGAGAUGGUGUAUUGUCUCAUCAAAAUACCUAGUAGGCGUGUUCCUACAGUUGUUCCAGCUGUUCCUUACUCUUACAAGCUCAUGGAAAAUGCAACAUAAUCAACUCGGAUGUGACAUCAUUCUCAGCUCUAACAUCCAACUUCCGGCUCUGGCUUCAUCCAGCAAAGUCAAAUAAUUAUACAGAACCCCCACACUUAAGGAUUAUUUGGACAAAAAAAAUCAGUCGCUACAAGCCUCGAAUCAAGCCCAAAAUCUUAGUGUGUGGCCAGCCUCACCAAGUAUCAUUCACUUUAACACCCGUUACAGACAUGACACCAAAUUACACUCUCUAAAGACUAAUGCUCAACUUCAGAUGGAGAGUGGAAGAAAUGUCUGUGCAUCUUUAUUGAAGUAAAUAUGUCCAGUGGUUCUCAACUGGUCCAGCUUCGGGACCGACUCACUGGGAAAUGAGAAAACGACAACCACUCAAAUGUAUUGGAGGGAAAAGGUUGUCAUUACAGAACCCCAGUGGGGACAUAAAUGCUUUUUAUUGUACUCUGUUAUGAUGUGAAAACGAUGAAGGAUAUUUGGUGAUAUAUUUGACGAUAUCCAUUGUGCUUAUAUGUACAAAUUCACGUUAGCCGAUGCAAUGUAUAAAUUGAGGUCAGACCUAAAACUUCAGUUUUAAAGCACACUGAAAUUGGUAGAAAUUUUUAGAAUUGCUGGUGCCAGUAAUUCACUUUGUAAGCUAGUAACUGCCACCAUUGAUGUCACACCAAUGCCAUGUAUCUCUAGUGAUAACAUAAAUUCUGGUUGUUUUCCAGAGCUCUGUAGAAUUAAAUGCAUACUUGUGGGAAAACUAGCUUUGUAAUCCCAAAGACAACAAGAUGAGCCUCGUGAAAACAACCAACAGGCACUCUUUUAUUACAAAAAAACAGGAUAAAAUGAAAUACACUGAUAUAUAUCUGCUUUGGGCCUCCAUAUAUCAGAGACUCACUGCCAUGAUUGUUUUUCCAAACUCAUGUUCUCUGUAUAGUGAAAGCAGCUUUGCAACUUCUUUAACAGCAUGCUUCAAGAGGAAGUGUCUGCAACAAAUUCGCUCAGCUCAUGUUUCCUAAAGAGUUCAAGAAUGCUGGCCUUCUUUUUUGGCUGCAUUCAUAUCCACCAUAGACCUUUUGUAAAAAUCCUUAUUACAGUGCUUUUAGUGCAUGAGCAAAGCUAACCAGCUCCUGAAUACUCAUGACUGUAAAACACUUCAUUUGGCGCAAAAACAGCACUCAAAAACAGAAGGAACUACAUAUCCCACAGUCCAUCAGGAUAGUUUUCAGGCUUUCAUCCAUGUAUGUACCUUUGUUCUACCCUUGUCAAAGUUUGCAUAUAAAUUGCUUCAUUCUACGGCGGCAUGUAUUGUUGUCACCAACAUUUGAAAGUCAGACGUGACUCCACCAAUCAGGCUGUGACACUCUAGGAUUGUGGGUACAGUAGUCUUUUUGGCUGAGAUCCUUGAUAAACCAUGUUUUUCUCAAAAAAGCGGGUGAAAUCUUGCAAACGUUUGUCUCCUACAGGAGCUUACACUGAGGUAGCUCAUUGAAAGCCUAACUUGUACACUUCUGAUAAUAUAGCUAAUAAUCAAAUCCACUAUGGGAAUUUCACUUCUGUAGCCAUGCUGUUGAGCUCUCUUAGAGUGUAUGAGCAGCUCUCUUAGAGUGUAUGAGCAGCCCUCCAGUGGUGAAGCACAAUGUAGUGUGCUGUUUUUACCCCACUGUAAUGAUGAUCAAGGAAAGAGGGAGAUAGCAUGGUACCAGGAGUGUCUGCCAUGAUUAUUUCCUUCAAUUUCCUGACCCAUAGAGCUUGUUAGCUUGGUUUACAAAGUGGAGGCUGGUGCAUUAAUUGCUGAGGUUCAUGUCUGACUUGUGUCAACAAGGAGGCAAAACUGCUGGUCCCAUGACUGUCAAAGCAUGUCAACAACAAGUACCACACUUCUGCUUCUGCAUAGUUAAAGUAGAAGCGCUAGAUGUCACAGUAUUUAAGGGAAACUUAUAAGGCAGAGAAUUUAAUAUCAUUAUACAUAAUACAGUGUGAUUCUGUGCAAUAUGAUGCACUGUCUGAUGCCCCCAUGCUGUUAGGACAGGGGUUAUUUACAGGCCCCGACCCACCAGUUGAGAACCACUGAUUAUGUCAUUUAGAAUAUGAAACCAUAGUUAAUUUCUAUGAAGGUGUUUUGCACACAUGUAGCCUUGUUCCCAACGAAGGGGACUAGAUAAAACACUGGCUCUUUAACAGAUUAAUCAUGUGGUGAGGACUGCUGACAUCAUCUACAUAUUUAUGUACACACUGUAGGUUCUUUGUUUUCCCAAGUGCAAUGUUUGAUCACAUUAACAACUUUUUUCAUUCUCUCACAUUCAUUGUGGGUUCCAGAGUCUGUUUUAGUCAAACCUAGCCACCCAGAUAACAUCAGCUUCUGUGCACUUCUCCUCCCCUUGCUUCCAAAAACAAAAACAAAAACAAAACAAAAAAACAAACAAAAACAAAGCAUUUCACUGAAGAGAAACCAAACGAUUGUUUAGCUCAAAUGAUGAUGGAGCAUUUAAACCUUUGGCUUUGAAAGUGGAGCAGGUUUCUUUUUCAUUUUCCUGGUGGUGAUAUUAUUGCACUAUUUCUGGGAAAUUUUAUAACCUUUCUUUAUAUUAUGCAAUCUUUGUAAGAUUAUCUGUGCACUGAUUUUAUUUUUUAAAGACUGUGGUUUAGCUGUGUGCUGUAUUUUCCUCCUGUAUCGCCCGCAUGUCUGGAUGGACACUUGCCAUUAAUUAACUCUAUGGUUCUAACAUGACCUUUUCAUGAAUAAAUGUUCAAUCAAACUGA